UGUUGAGUUGAAAAUCAUGGAUUGGACAACAAAUGAUAAGAUCUCACAAUACUAUAAUUACACCUGCCUAAGUGAAAGAAAUCUUGAGCUUGCACGCUUGAAAACACUCUACGAAAAGACCAUCCAUGCCGAACAUUUUGCAACUGUAGAGAAGGAACUACUCAAUCUAAAUGAAACACUUAAACGAAAACUAACGAUAAACGAGUCAAACAUUCGAAAUGUAAUACAACAGGAUUGGUUUUUGGAAAUUCCUACCGAUUAUAUGCAGAAAAUACUAUCCGACUUUGACGAAAUGAACAUUGCCAAACGUAAAUCACUCGAUCUGUUGAUGCUGAAGGUGCACUCACUUCGCGAACGGUAUCGUAAUCUACUGAUGAAAAUAUUCACCUGUAGAAUACAGGUCGACACGCACGAUCCGAGAGCAACGGAUGAAAAGGUUCAAUUUCGGUUAGCAGCAUUGCAGCUAAGUCGUUGUGAGGCAUCUAUAAGAAAUGCACGCAAUGUUCAAAAUUAUUAUCGUCGCAUAGGAAGUUUUAUGUUCAAGGAUAAUCUGUAUAAUGAUCGAUCAUUGGCUGCAUUAAAACAAGCGAUUAAAGAACAAAUGACACUGAUACGCAAAACUACUCUCAUUGGACGCUCGGUGAUUGAUAAAGUGGUUUCGUUGAAUAAAGAUCUCAAGAAAUCGACAAUCGGAUUCAAUUUGGAUCGAACGCACAACAUGAAAUCAUUAAUGUAUCAUAAAGCCAUCUUGACAAAAGAACGAAUCGCGAUAACAAAUGCAAGCAUGGCUGAGGUGGAUCCGAAACAAUGGAAAUCACGUUACGACUCAAUUACCCCAAGUAUGGAUGCUUUGCAAAAGGAAAAAGAAAAAUUGCACAACACAAUUGAAAAUUUGAAACAUACAUCUCUAACUGUAUGGGAAUCUAAAAUUCUGAAAGAAAUGGAUACAAAAACGCAGAAAAUAAUGCAACUGGAGAAGGACAUUUAUGAGAAUGAACGGAUCUACAAAGAGCUGGAUGCGACAACUGAAAAUACAAAACAUUACGUUCAGGGGGGCUGUACAUUGGACUCUGCCAGCAUGAAAAGCAAACAGGACAGCGUAAUUUUGAAUCUUGAAGAGGAAAAAUCAAACCAAAUCAAGUUGAAAGCCGCGUUGGCUCGUCUUAAAUCCUUACAUAUGCGGUUGGAUCAAUUCUUUGCGUACAUACCAAAAAUACUGGCACAAAAUGAUGCUCAAUCCACACCUGCCCUGGAAGAUGUCGAGUGUGAGCGGAAAAUAACCAUAUCAGCGUUGUUGCAUUUGUUCCAGACUGACCAAACCAUAGAGAAAAUUUAA
Messenger RNA from Anopheles maculipalpis, 1336 nucleotides. RefSeq lists its product as uncharacterized. The transcript has 9 exons. Bases 17 to 1336 code for a protein of 439 amino acids. The record is from RefSeq and is a predicted model, not a curated record. Lineage: Eukaryota; Metazoa; Arthropoda; Insecta; Diptera; Culicidae.